AUGUCGCGACAACCUCCUCCUCCCGGAUUGCCUGCGAGGCCCAGUGGCUCUACAUACCGACCCAAUAACGACAGCUUUCAUGCAAGUAGCGAUAACUACCGCCGCAAUGAGAACCCGCGUCUAUACAGCCCCCCUCGAGACAUGUAUCGAUUUGGAGGCAACGAACGAAACUCUAGGCCUGGUAACGACCAGCGAGGUUCUUCCAGAUACGAUGCCUAUCCUAGUUCUUAUGCUACCGACUCAUACGCCCCUGGUACUGAUCCCCAUCGCAAUUCUGACUCGUACCGCCCAGCCGGCCCUCGUAAUGGAGGUUUUAACUUUCGUCACGAACCCCCACCCGGUGUGAAUCUCAACCCAGAUCGGAAUUAUCGGCCUCGAUCUCACUCUAGGUCUCCUCCACCCCGACAGUCAUACCAUUCUCGCGAUAGUAACCAAUAUGAUUUUACUCCUGUCAAUCGGGACUACCAGCGCGAUCGAGAAAGCCAUGGCCCGCGAGUGCGCUCCCAAUACAAUAGCCAGCGUGGUGGUGCGCGUGGUCGCGGUCGUGGUGGUUCGAGAUUGGCAGCUGAUCGCGCAUUUCUCCAGACAAAUCGUGCUCCUACCCCAGAGCUUAUGCCGGGCAUGGAUGAACAAGCAGGAAACAUUAGAUACAAGGCCGUUGACGAGAUGUCAGACAGUGAAGAAGCCGAGAUGGAUCUUUCUGAUUCUGAGAAAGACGAUGAGGCUCAGCAACCUACAAAGAAGCUUGCGCGCACCGAAAACCAGGCUGCAGAUGGCGAUAGUGUUCCUAAGUGGUCCAACCCUGAUCCUUACACUGCAUUACCGCCUCCAGAUGAGUCUCAGCGGAAAAAGAAAGAUGUUGUCAAAUUAAUCCGGAAGGCGCGUGUCACAAACAAUUCCGAGAACACCGUCAAAUCCGCUGCCACUGACGAUUUCAUCUCCUUUGAUUUCGGUAAUGAAGAGGAGACGGAAGACGCAACUAAUGAAGCAGUCAAUGUACCCGUAGGCGCCCCCACUGGCCCACGCACUCAACAGCCACAGACUCUCAAGAACACGCAGCCGCGUGAAUAUGGGUCCACUCAAAAUAAGUCCGAGGAAGCCUCAAGAACUAGUCUUCAUGGACCAACCACGUCUCAACCUGGAUCUAGCCGGUUUGAGAUCCAGAUUCCCAGCCGCGCCCCUCCCGCAAAUGCUUCCAAGAGGCCUGCGGCAUUUGUUGACCUUACUUCGGAUCCUGCUUUGGGUAAUCGUAAGCGAAAUAUCAGAGAUGAGAUCAAAGGCCCCCCAAUCAUCCAUACCCCGAGCGCCAAAGGUGGCCCUCCAAAGGGCGAAAUAGUAUCCACGUGGAAGAUCCGCCCUGGUUCUCAAGCUCAAGCAACACCUUGGAUCGAGAUGGAUCACUCUAAGACAGCCAACAUGGGCUUAUGGUUGCACAAAGAGAUCGUGGAUUUUUAUUAUCACGUCAAGCCCCGCAAUUUCGAGCAGCGUAUUCGUGCAAAUCUAGUUGACGAGCUCCGCAUUUCAGUCAAGAAGCAUUUCAGAAACUCCAACAUUCUAUCAUUUGGGUCAUUUCCCGCUGGUUUGUACUUGCCAACUUCUGAUAUGGAUAUUGUCUGUGUCUCGGAUGAGUUCAUGAGAUAUGGCAACAAGACUCUUUGCAAAAGCAACAACCAGUACUACCAAUUUGCCCGCUUCCUGCAACAAGAAAAAAUCCCUAUUCCAGGAUCAGUCGAGGUCAUCACAAAGGCUAAGGUUCCAAUCAUCAAAUAUGUGGAUAGACUUACUGGUCUGAAGGUUGACAUUUCUUUUGAGAAUGACACUGGCUUGGUCGCCAACAAAACCUUUCAAGAAUGGAAGACUGAAUUCCCUGCCAUGCCGAUAUUAGUCACAUUGGUCAAGCAUCUCUUAGCCAUGAGAGGAUUGAAUGAACCCCACAGUGGAGGCAUCGGCGGAUUCUCUACUAUCUGUCUUGUUGUAAGUCUUCUCCAGCAUAUGCCUCAGGUUCAAAGCAGAAACAUGAUACCCGAAGAACACCUUGGCGAGAUUCUGAUGGAGUUUCUUGACUUGUAUGGAAAUCAACUCAACAUUGCUACGACCGCUAUCUCUAUGAAGCCACCCGGCUAUGUUCCAAAAAAUCAAGUCAGGAAGGUGACCUACAAGGGCAAUAUAGACAAGAUCUCCAUCAUCGAUCCCAACACUCCUUCAAACGAUAUCUCCGGUGGUUCUAGUAACACAGCUAGAAUUCUGGAAUGCUUCUCUAAUGCGUAUAGAGACUUGCAGAAGCGCAUGGGCGAAUUGCAGGCUUCUCCAAACCGUGUCAAGGAGAGCAUUCUAGGCUGCAUCUUGGGUGGCAACUACAGCUCCUUUGACCUUCAACGCGCCCAUCUUGCCCAUGUCCAUGAAAAGCUCUUUGGUCCCAUUCAGGAGGAAUUCGCAUAA
Messenger RNA from Lachnellula hyalina, 2439 nucleotides. RefSeq names its product Poly(A) RNA polymerase protein (gene TRF5). The record is from RefSeq and is a predicted model, not a curated record. Bases 1 to 2439 code for a protein of 812 amino acids. Gene Ontology annotation, molecular function: poly(A) RNA polymerase activity; mRNA binding. Lineage: Eukaryota; Fungi; Ascomycota; Leotiomycetes; Helotiales; Lachnaceae. Gene Ontology annotation, cellular component: nucleolus; TRAMP complex. Gene Ontology annotation, biological process: RNA 3'-end processing. The transcript has 3 exons.